Caenorhabditis bovis is the source of this 1176-nucleotide messenger RNA. The record is from the annotation of a GenBank genome assembly. NCBI's taxonomy places the organism in Eukaryota, Metazoa, Nematoda, Chromadorea, Rhabditida, Rhabditidae.
AUGGACACGCCGGAGAUUAUAUUCACUUGCCUCGGAAUUGGGCUGCUCAUGAUCUGUGCGAUUUGCUCAUUGUUUGCUUGUGCUCAGGCAACGACAGCGAACAAGAAGGAGAAGAAGCGGCAAAGCGACCCGAAAACACAAGAAAAUGGCGUCGUCGUCAUCGGUGGCGGCCGCGGCGGAGGAGAUCACCAGCACCCACCGACAGUAAACAAAAUCGCAGCAAUGCCGAUUGAAACGAGGAAAGAUGAUAAUUAUAAUGCGGAUAAUUUGGGCGGCGAUGAUAACCGAAUAUCUGGUACAUCGAAAAGCGACCAUGCAACAGACCACUUUCUUCGCGAAAUGUCAUCGACUAGUCCGAACAGAAGGCGUCUUCUCGAGGAUGAGUUCGAGGUUCUCUCAAAGACGGAAGCGAAACGAUCGACGACACGACGAGGCGAUGGCAUCGCGUGCGCAGCCACGAGAAACGACGACGCGAACCGAUACGCAGACAUUGUGCCCUACGAACACACCCUGGUGCCUCUCACCCGACACCAUUACAUCAAUGCGAGCUUUGUUCAGGGAGAAGGUGAUGCACAACGAUUUAUUGCAACACAAGCUCCAAUCGGACCAGAAGAAAAACGCAAAAUUUCAACAGUCGAUGAGUUUUGGAUGAUGAUAAUGCAAUAUAAUGUAGAAUGUAUCGUUAUGCUCACAGAUUUAUUCGAGGAUUAUACACAAAAAUGCGCGCAAUAUUGGCCAAAAACUAUAGGAUAUCGUCAAAAAUUUGGAGAUGUUGAAGUGAAAUUAGUCGCCGAAGCCGAAAUGGGUCAUUAUAUUCAUCGCGAAUUUGAUAUAUUCACAAGUACUGGAACAAGACAGGUUUCCCACUUUCAAUUUUUGAAUUGGAAGGACAAUGAGGCACCAAACAUUCCCAAUUUUCUCGAUUUUUUGCUGAAGAUUCGUUCAAGACACUACGAUUCGCCGGUUGUAGUCCAUUGCAGCGCCGGAAUUGGUCGAACAGGAGUCUUCGUUUGCACUGAUAAUAUUAUCAAUCGUAUCAAUAACGAAGGAAUCAUCGAUGUUUUUAGUGAGGUAAAUCGGGCUCGUCAACAGCGUCCUCGAAUGGUACACACGUUAACUCAAUACAUUGCCAUCUACGACCUCAUUGAAGCGUAUCUCAGGCUAAACAAACAAUAA